Molecule: messenger RNA, 210 nt
Organism: Penicillium digitatum Pd1
Lineage: Eukaryota; Fungi; Ascomycota; Eurotiomycetes; Eurotiales; Aspergillaceae
Product: BolA family protein
Biological process (GO): [4Fe-4S] cluster assembly
Cellular component (GO): mitochondrial matrix
Source: RefSeq, a predicted model, not a curated record
AUGGAAGGGUCGGUGUCGAAGGAGACGCAUUUCCAUGUGACAAUCGUCUCUGAUUCCUUCGAAUCGAAGAUGCAACCCGCUCGGCAUCGCAUGGUCUACGCAUUGUUCAAGGAAGAGAUGGCUCGUGAGGGUGGACUACACGCACUGCAGUUGAAGACGAAGACACCUGCAGAGGACCAGCGCGAGAAGGAAAUGAAGAAGAAGGCAUAG